AGUCCUAGCUAACCACAUUCUUUGCUCAGAUCAGGGUGGGGGAGGUUUUCUGCUUCAAAACAGCCUCCAAGCUCUGAGAAACUUUGACUAACAGUUUGUCAACUGAAAAACAAAGAUGCCUAAAUUUUAUAACACUGAGCAGACAUUGAAAAUGAUCCUGGAGCAAGUCAACCCAUGCGACUCUGAAGGAGAAGAGAUAGUCCUUCAGCUGGACUCAGACUCUGAUACAUCUUCUGAUGAGGAGAUUUCACCGCCACCAGAAAAGAGAGGACGACUGGAGACACACACUGCGCCUACAGAGAUAGCAAAAGAUGGCACAAUAUGGCAUAAGGAACAGGUUGGGAGGCCUCUCCAUCACAGCCCAGUUGAAGGUUACACUACUGAGGGAGAGCCAACUGCUUCAGUCCAAAGUACGGUUUCGACUCGCUUACAGAGUUUCCUUUGUUUCCUCACUCUGGACAUGCUACGGACUAUUCGGGACUGUACUGUUCAGCAUGGACAUCAGACAGAAGAUGACAGCUGGUUCAUGGCCCUCCCUGAACUAAUGGGAUUUAUUGCCAUCCUCCUUGUGCGGGGGGUGAUCAAACUUCCAUCAAUGCACGAUGCAUGGUCAGCGAAAAUGGGAAAUCCACUGAUCUCCAAAAUUAUGGCCAGAAACCGCUUCAAAGAUAUCAUGCGACAUUUACGCUUUGAUUACAAGGGCACGCGCAUGGAACAAGUUGGGACUGACAAGUUUGCUGCAAUCUCAAAUGUUUGGGGGUCUUUUGUUGCGAACUGCAUCAAAUCAUUCAACCCAGGCAGGUAUAUCACCAUUGACAAGCAGCUUUUUCCAACAAAGACUCGCUGCUGUUUCCUUCAGUACAUUGCAACAAAACCCGACAAGUUUGGUAUCAAGUUCUGGGUGGCAUGCGACUUGAAAUCAAAGUAUGUGUGCAAUAUUAUUCCAUAUCUUGGCAAAGACCCCAGUCGUCCGAUGGGGGAAAGACUAUCAGAAAAUGUGGUGAUGAAACUCAUGGAACCGUUUUUGGACAAAGGUAGAAGUGUUACCACAGACAACUUCUUUACCUCUGUGUCACUUGCACGGCAACUGCUCAGCCGCAAGACCACCCUCCUUGGCACAGUGAACAAGAUUCGUCGGGAUCUUCCAGAAUCAGUCAAAAAGCCUUUGGACCGCAAUGAAUUCAGUACCCAGGUGUUUUCAACCUCUGGAGCCACACUGACGGUUUAUGCGCCCAAACGGAAGAAGACUGUAUGCAUUCUCAGUAGCAUGCACAGUGUAGUUGAGACUGAGGAUACCAAGAAAAAAAAGCCAAACACAGUCACCGACUACAACAGUAUGAAAUGUGGUGUGGAUGUAAUGGACCAGAUGGUGCGAGAGUACAGUGUACGCUCAGGAACACGGCGAUGGCCAGUCGGUGUGUUUUACAAUAUGAUUGACAUUGCAGCACUGAAUGCGUAUGUGCUGUAUCAGGCAUGCACUGGGGUAAAGGAGAGGCGAGUGGACUUCCUGGUGGAGCUUGCAAGCGAGCUCGCACAGGCACAUGUGGGAGCGGAGAAGUCGAAAAAGGACAACCAUCUUCGGCUACAACCUCCCACGCCUGGCAAAGGGAAAAGGGCAAUGUGCCAGGUGAACUGUCGUUGCAAGAAUAAUCAUGCCACAGUGCGAUGUGUUGAUUGCUACAAGUACACCUGUGGCAAAUGUAGAAUGGAGAUUCCGUGGCAAUGCCAAGUAUGUGCAGACAAUGUAGUGGGUUGAAUAUAUCACUUUGACCACAUGAGGCACGGAUUUGUUUGCUAGUACAUGUCAGAAUUGUGUCUGUAAAUAACUGUCUUUUGUGCAUGAAAAAUAAAUCUCAGCCAAAAAAGAAAAACGAAACUGUAGCCGCGUUUACAUGGGCAAAGGUAA
Messenger RNA from Oryzias latipes (Japanese medaka), 1906 nucleotides. NCBI's taxonomy places the organism in Eukaryota, Metazoa, Chordata, Actinopteri, Beloniformes, Adrianichthyidae. The record is from RefSeq and is a predicted model, not a curated record.